GUGUGGGCAAAGAUCAGUAACCAAAGAAAAUGGAAGAAGGAAGGUGGCGGGGAAGCGAGCGAGUGACGUCAUCACAACAAAGGUUCCACUAUUGGACGUGUACACGACCCGUGAGAUAACACUGACGCUCCUCGCCUAUCUUAAAGACGGUCUCCUGUGUCCAAAAUACCCGCCAAAUUGUCCCUCCCACAAUACUCACAAGACAGUUGUGGCAGUGUAAGUGUGUGGUGAGGACACACCACUGAAGACAUUGAGGAUAUACCACGAGGAAGAGACAAAACUGUUGAAGAAAGGAGUCACUGGCUCCACCUGACCACCUUGGGCCACAUUCACCAAGGUAAUACGGCUUCCAGUCUCUGCUCGGCUACCAAGGACGAUAGCAAACACAACUUCUGCCCAUUAAUGAUGGAUAACAACCCAGAGGAAUGUUCAGUGUGUUUUAACAAUUAUGAUGACACUCUGCUACGGCCUCGUACUCUGCCGUGUGGUCACCCAUUCUGCUCCCAGUGUAUUGACAAUGCUAUCAAGAAUGGUCAGCUGAACUGCCCCAGCUGCCGAGCCCAGCACACUGCCACUGCUGCUACUCAGUUCCCAAUCAGUUAUGGUAUGGAGGCCUUUAUCAGAAAACUAAAAGGUAUGGAGGUGGUGCCAGUGAAAACGGUACCCACAAAACCCAAUAAAGCUCCGACCAGAGGCAUCAGUAAGAAGUUACGUUCCAUGGUGGAGGAGCAGAAGAACAGCAUCAGCAGCCUCAUUACCAGCUGUGAAGAGGUACUGUCCCAGCUGGGGGAGUACCAGGGGCAGCUGGGGGACUGGAAGACUCAACACCUCCAGCUCCAGGACAGACUCUAUGCUCUGGUAGAGCAGAACAAGUCAGCAAUGAAGCUCUUGGAACUGGAGGAUACCAGUGUGGUGGAUAUGACAACACAAGGAGAGGAAGGGAAGACUCAGCUGCAGGCCAUGUUGGGGAGCUUCGACACAGUCAACACAGCACAGGAGGUUGACACAACCAUAGACACAGCUGAUGAGUGCAGCAUGAAGGUAGAAGAUUGGCUCCAGAAGUGCCAGGAACUCUUCCCAGAUGUCAACACUGUCCACACCUCAGUGAAGGUGCAGGAGACCAUCAGGGAGGCUCUGGAGAUGACGACCACAGAGACAGGUGCCACAGCUGACCCCGUACACCUGGGAGACUCGGACUCCAGCAUCAUGACUAAAGUUAAGGAAAUCACUGGAGAAUUCCCCCAGAAGGAAAUAACAGUAAGUUUUAUAUUUUCUCUCAUUGGUCAUAUCAAAAUAUAUUGAGUUACAUUUUGAAGACAGGAAGACUGUUCUUAGGUUUAUUGAGGUUUCAGUAAGUCAACUACUGACUUUCCUCAACAUACAAUCCGCAAUCCAGCCUAACUCCUGGAUAAAUAUUUACUGGUAGGUGAACAGAGGCAUCAGAUGAAAGGAAACGUGAACUAUUUCAGCUACAGG
This is a messenger RNA of Procambarus clarkii (red swamp crayfish), 1476 nucleotides long. NCBI's taxonomy places the organism in Eukaryota, Metazoa, Arthropoda, Malacostraca, Decapoda, Cambaridae. The record is from RefSeq and is a predicted model, not a curated record.